Durotheca rogersii is the source of this 1867-nucleotide messenger RNA. RefSeq lists its product as uncharacterized. Gene Ontology annotation, molecular function: ubiquitin binding. The transcript has 2 exons. The record is from RefSeq and is a predicted model, not a curated record. NCBI's taxonomy places the organism in Eukaryota, Fungi, Ascomycota, Sordariomycetes, Xylariales, Xylariaceae. Gene Ontology annotation, cellular component: nucleus. Gene Ontology annotation, biological process: proteasome-mediated ubiquitin-dependent protein catabolic process. The coding region runs from base 93 to 1754 and encodes 553 amino acids.
GGUAUAUCCGUCGAACCAGUUCUCGUAUUGCCGUCGCUCUUCCUUUCCAACGUCCGCCUCUCCGGGCCUCUCGCCAGGCCAAGCUGCACAAGAUGAACGAAGAAGUGGAUCAGUUCAUGGCUAUAACCGGCGUCACCGCCGAGCGUAUAGCUCGCGGUUACCUGGAGAUAUCGGGUGGCGACCCGAUGCAAGCCAUACAGCUCUUCUUUGAAAAUCCCGAACUGCAAGCGAGCUUUAAUGAACGAACGCCUGCUGCUUCUGCUUCAACUCGGCCGCCCGCCUCAUCGUCCGCCGUCGACCCGAAUCGGGGGUUCAGUGGUCGCGAAGACGCGCAAGGUGUCAUCCACAUAGAUUCCGAUGACGACAGAGACGUGUCGAUGGCUGACAACCCGUACGUUAUACCCGACGACAGCGAAGACGAUGAUGUAGUGGCCAUCGCGAGGACUGCACAGGAAGAGGAGGAUGCAGCCAUGGCGCGACGAUUGCAAGAGGAGAUGUAUUCGGAGAACCCGACGUCCGCUGACGGUGUGCGCGCCCCGAUGCCGCAGACAACCGAGAUGCUCGCGGCUCCUGACCCGACAUGGACCUUGGAUGCGGAUCGAGAAGCGGCCGUGAUGGAACAACUGCGUCGACGACACAGACCUCUGGGCCCAAGCGCUUCGAACCCUUUCAACCAGUCCUCGGUCGACUGGUUUGACACCGAAGAAGCUGUGCACGCGCCUGCCUCCCGAGCGCCGGAGACUGCUUCGGCUAGCAGUACGUCGCGGAGAUUAAGAGACCUAUUCUCCCCGCCGACGAGUUUGAUUACCCGCUUACCCCUAGACUCGGCAAGAGACGUCGGCAAGGAAGAGAAGAAGUGGAUUCUGGUAAAUCUCCAGAAGUUGGACGAUUUCCGAUGCCAGAUCCUGAACAGAGACCACUGGAAAAACGAGAAUAUCGCAUCGUUGAUUCGCGAACAUUUCAUAUUCCUGCAGUACUCUCUUGACGACCCUCUCGCCCAGUCCUACACUAUGUUCUACUUCGUCAACCAGUCGCACGAGGAUGCAAACAAUUACCCCCAUGUCUCCAUCAUCGACCCUCGUACCGGCGAGCAGGUCAAAGUAUGGUCAGGGGACUCCUUCCCUUCCCCCACAGAAUUUCAUUCGGACCUCGUCGAGUUUCUCGACCGCUACAGCUUAGCAGCCAACAGCAAGAACCCCGUCGUCAAGUCGAAGCCGAAGACGAGAUCUGUGGAUAUAGGUCGGAUGACGGAAGAGGAAAUGCUCGAGAUGGCAUUGCAAAACAGCCUUAACGAAGACGGCGGCCCAUCGGAGCCUAGCGUUCACGACCCCGACGCGCUCACCAAGUCUCCCGACGCCGGAAAGGGUAAAGGGAAGGCGACUCUCGACGCAGUUAGCUCCGAGGGAAGUUCGGCCCAAGCAUCUCCUCCCCCUCCGCCAUCAUCGGGAUCGGUGUUUUCGCAAAUAUCGUCGACGAACCCCCAUGUCGAGCCCGAAAACAACCCGGCGACGACGACGAGAAUACAGUUUCGUCAUGCGGGAGGCCGCGUGAUCCGAAGGUUUGCGGCGGCGGACCCGGUCAGCCGCAUCUACGAGUGGCUCAAGGCCGAGCCUCUGGAAGGUCGGCAAGGGGUACAGUUCGAGCUCAAGGCGAUGCCAGAAGGCAGGGAUCUAAUCGAGGCGCUUGGUAAGUCUAUCGAGGACGCCGGUCUAAAGCAGGGUACGGUCAUGAUCGAGUUUAUCGAGGACCCGUAGCCGUGGUUGGCGCGGUGAAAGGAACGGCGAAGGGGACGGGCCGUAACGUGUGCGUAAUAGGGGCAAAGAGGGCUACUAGAGGGACACUGGUCCUUUUCUUACGUUCACAAACG